Messenger RNA from Pangasianodon hypophthalmus (striped catfish), 1929 nucleotides. RefSeq lists its product as uncharacterized. The coding region runs from base 1 to 1929 and encodes 642 amino acids. Lineage: Eukaryota; Metazoa; Chordata; Actinopteri; Siluriformes; Pangasiidae. The record is from RefSeq and is a predicted model, not a curated record. The transcript has 2 exons.
AUGUCCCACCUGUACCUUUACCUGUACCUGUAUCUGUACCACGACCCACCUGUACCCGUACCCAUACCAUGCCCCACCUUUACCUGUACCUUUACCUGUACCAUGCCCCACCUUUACCUGUACCUUUACCUGUACCUGUACCUGUACCUUUACCUGUACCUGUACCAUGCCCCACCUUUACCUGUACCUUUACCUGUACCUUUACCUGUACCUGUACCAUGCCCUACCUGUACUGCUCUACACCUUAACCACACUGAGGAGGAACACCAUGCUUCACUCAGUCUCUCACAAAUCACCACAGCGCCAUCUUCCAGCCCUUCCCUCCUCCUUCCUCACAGCGACUUCCGGAAAACUAUCCCUCCAUCUAUCCCUCCAUCUAACCCUCCAUCUAACCCUCCAACUAACCCUCCAUCUAACCCUCCAACUAACCCUCCAUCUAACCCUCCAUCUAACCCUCCAACUAACCCUCCAUCUAACACUCCAACUAACCCUCCAUCUAACCCUCCAUCUAACACUCCAACUAACCCUCCAUCUAACCCUCCAACUAACCCUCCAUCUAACCCUCCAACUAACCCUCCAUCUAACACUCCAACUAACCCUCCAUCUAACCCUCCAUCUAACACUCCAACUAACCCUCCAUCUAACCCUCCAUCUAACCCUCCAAUUAACCCUCCAUCUAACACUUCAUCUAACCCUCCAACUAACACUCCAACUAACCCUCCAUCUAACCCUCCAACUAACACUCCAACUAACCCUCCAUCUAACACUCCAACUAACCCUCCAUCUAACCCUCCAUCUAACCCUCCAAUUAACCCUCCAUCUAACACUUCAUCUAACCCUCCAACUAACACUCCAACUAACCCUCCAUCUAACCCUCCAACUAACACUCCAACUAACCCUCCAUCUAACACUCCAACUAACCCUCCAACUAACCCUCCAUCUAACCCUCCAUCUAGCCCUCCAACUAGCCCUCCAUCUAACCCUCCAACUAACACUCCAUCUAACCCUCCAACUAACACUCCAACUAACCCUCCAUCUAACACUCCAACUAACCCUCCAUCUAACCCUCCAACUAACACUCCAUCUAACCCUCCAACUAACACUCCAACUAACCCUCCAUCUAACACUCCAACUAACCCUCCAUCUAACCCUCCAACUAACACUCCAACUAACCCUCCAUCUAACCCUCCAACUAACACUCCAACUAACCCUCCAUCUAACACUCCAACUAACCCUCCAUCUAGCCCUCCAACUAACCCUCCAUCUAACACUCCAACUAACCCUCCAUCUAGCCCUCCAACUAACCCUCCAUCUAACCUUCCAUCUAACCCUCCAUCUAACCCUCCAUCUAACACUCCAUCUAACACUCCAACUAACCCUUCAUCUAACCCUCCAUCUAACCCUCCAACUGACCCUCCAUCUAACCCUCCAUCUAACCCUCCAUCUAACCCUCCAUCUAACCCUCCAACUAACCCUCCAUCUAACACUCCAACUAACCCUUCAUCUAACCCUCCAUCUAACCCUCCAACUGACCCUCCAUCUAACCCUCCAUCUAACCCUCCAUCUAACCCUCCAUCUAACCCUCCAACUAACCCUCCAUCUAACCCUCCAACUAACCCUCCAUCUAACCCUCCAACUAACCCUCCAACUAACCCUCCAUCUAACCCUCCAUCUAACCCUCCAUCUAGCCCUCCAACUGACCCUCCAUCUAACCCUUCAACUGACCCUCCAUCUGACCCUCCAUCUAACCCUCCAUCUAACACGCCAACUAACCCUCCAUCUAACCCUCCAUCUAGCCCUCCAUCUAACCCUCCAUCUAACACGCCAACUAACCCUCCAUCUAACCCUCCAACUAACCCUCCAUCUAACCCUCCAUCUAACCCUCCAACUAACCCUCCAUCUAACCUGCGUGUACACACUGCCACCUAA